This is a messenger RNA of Dissoconium aciculare CBS 342.82, 15148 nucleotides long. RefSeq names its product putative Non-ribosomal peptide synthetase. Gene Ontology annotation, molecular function: phosphopantetheine binding; catalytic activity. Bases 223 to 14961 code for a protein of 4912 amino acids. Lineage: Eukaryota; Fungi; Ascomycota; Dothideomycetes; Mycosphaerellales; Dissoconiaceae. The transcript has 2 exons. Gene Ontology annotation, cellular component: cytoplasm. The record is from RefSeq and is a predicted model, not a curated record. Gene Ontology annotation, biological process: secondary metabolite biosynthetic process; amino acid activation for nonribosomal peptide biosynthetic process.
CGACUCCAUAAUAAUAAUACCAUAUCAUCUCCCCUUGGCCUACCGCCUCUACUAAACAUGAAAGCGUCGUGACAUCCUUCUCGUCGCUGUCUCAUUGUCGGCAUUGCUCUCGUUAUUGUCUGUACAAUUUACUCCUCACAUACAUUGUCCUUGAUAGGAUAUCUAGAAACUUUAUCCUGAAUCUCAUACCAUAAUAUCAAGACGAGAAUAUACGUGUUCAUCAUGGCUGGAAAACUUUCCAUCUCGAACCCUCAACCGCGCAAGCUCGCGGGCCCGGAAUUGCUACACGACCUCGUCCCACCGACAGGGCAACAAGGAAACCACAUCGCGAUCGACUACAUUGCAACAGAUCCUUCUUCGUCUCGUCAAUUGACUUACGAGCAAUUACAUCGACAAGCCGAUGUUCUGGCGCAGCGGAUCAUCUCGCAAUGUCCACCAUCGUCAUCAUCCUCACCAAGUCCCGAAAGAUUGAUCGUCCCGCUCCUGAUCCCGCAAUGCCCGGAUCUCUAUAUUUCACAGCUCGCGAUCCUCAAGGCCGGAGGAGCGUUUUGUCCCAUCGUUCUCGACGUGCCAGAAGAGCGUCUACGCUUUAUUCUGAAUGAUAUCGGAGCUCGCGUACUCCUCACGCAUUCCAAUGUUGCCGCAUCGUUGCCCAGACUAGAGAACAUCGCUGUUAUCGCAGUCGAUCGAGAAGAUCUCACCAAAAGCCAGGCAUCUACGCUAUCCCUACCUCUCUCAAGUCAGAAUGCCGCGUAUGUCAUGUAUACAAGCGGCAGUACCGGUCAACCCAAGGGUGUGCUGCUGUCCCAUGGCGCAGCGACCCAGGCACUGCUUGCGCAUGAUAAAUACAUUCCCGACUUCUCGCGAUUUCUCCAAUUCGCCAGUCCAACUUUCGACGUCUCCGUAUUUGAAAUCUUCUUCCCUCUCUUCCGCGGCCAGACUCUCGUCUGUUGCGAUCGGAGGGAGCUCCUCAAUGAUCUACCCAGCACGAUGAACCGUCUUCGCGUAGAUGCGGCAGAACUGACACCUUCGGUGGCAGGCAGUCUCCUGCGAAAGCGAAGCAAUGUGCCCUUGCUCAAGGUUCUCUUGACAAUCGGCGAAAUGCUCAAGCCUGGCGUUGUUGAGGAGUUUGGCGGAGACGCCGAAACUCCCUCGAUCCUUCAGGGAAUGUAUGGACCCACAGAAGCCACCAUCCAUUGUACUCUCCAGCCCAAUUUCGAAAAGUCCAUGUCCUGCGGGAGCAUUGGAAUUCCUCUAGAUACCGUAUCUGCAUUCAUCGUGCGUCCCGAAACAGGAGACGAAGCCAAAGACGCCGAUCCCGAAAUCCUCCCCCUCGAGGAAGAAGGAGAACUCGCCGUUGGCGGCUAUCAGCUCGCAGAUGGAUAUCUCAACCGUGAAGAGCAGACGCGCAAAGCCUUCAUCACGCACCCUGAGCACGGCCGGUUAUAUCGUACCGGCGACCGCGCGAAAAUGCUGCCAGACGGUCGCUUCGAAUGUCUCGGCCGCAUCUCUGCCGGCCAAGUGAAGCUGCGCGGCCAGCGCAUUGAGCUCGGCGAGAUCGAACACGCGGCAUCAAAGACCCCUGGCUGCUCAGACGUCGUGGCAGAUGUCAUCGGUGGAAUCCUGGUGGCAUUUUGCGCCCUAGAUGCAGGUGCUGCGAGCGCAGAAGACGUGGUCGCGACAUGUCGGAAGUGGCUUCCAACGUAUAUGGUGCCUGGUGAUAUCGUGGUCAUGGAGGCUCUGCCGUAUCUGGCAUCGGGCAAACUCGAUCGGAAACUUCUGCGGGAGAAUUUUGCAAAGCGCGACUCAGAAGGGCAGGGCGAUGACGCUGAAUCUCAAGAUCCUGAGACCAAGAGGAUCCUGGAAGUCAUUCGGAAUGUCCUCGGUACCGCGGCGAUCAAUUCCAACACAGGUCUCGCCACGGUCGGUCUUGACUCCAUUUCCGCGAUCAGAUUGGCGUCAUACUUGUCCAAGGAGGGUUUUCCAAGACUUGACGCGAGCCGCAUUCUCGCAGCGAGAACACCCAAGGACUUACAAACACUCAUUUCUCAGGCUACAAAAACGACGGUGAGCUCAAAAGACGUUCCGGAUGCUGAUGAUAAACGACUUCUAGACAGCAUCUCCAAUUCACCACUCCUCCGAAACUCCUCGGACUCCAUCAGUGGCGCCUAUGCUUGUACCGCUGUGCAAGCGGCGAUGCUCAACGAGACGUCGAAGAACACUUCAGCAUAUUGCAAUUGGAUAGAAUUCUCGUUGAGCGGCUCGCAAGACGUCGGAAAAGUUACCGGGGCGAUUCGCAAGCUUGCACAACAUCAUGAAAUGCUCCGCUCUGGUUUCAUCACCUCUGCUGAUUGCUCAUGGGGGUAUGCCGUAGUAGUUUGGGCAGAUCUCUCCGAUGCCCAGGUAGUCUCCGGCAAGCUAUUCAGCCAUGACUUCCGGAUAGACUCCGAGGAGAAGCUACUGCGACCUUGCGAGUUUCAAAUCUCCCAUGGAACAGAUGGCAUCAAGUUGCUCCUCAAGUUACACCAUGCUACUUACGAUCAGUGGUCGGUUGACAUCCUCCGAAGCGAUCUUCAACGAUUAUUAGAAGGAGAAGAGCUCCACGAAAAGAGCUCGUUUGCUUCCGUAGCAGCAUAUCACCAGUCGAUUACAGAUGAUGACUCAACAUCAGUCGCAUCCGAGUUCUGGCAAAAUCAACUCAGAAAUGUCGCUCCAACAACGCUCCCACUCCUACGAGCCCAGAAAGUACCCUCUGAACUCCAAAGGUCGUCGUGGAUUGACCUAAGUACUCCUUCAUCUGCCCUCAAAUCUCAAGCCCGCGCUCUCGGCUGUAGCAGUCCCGCAAUCUUCCAAGCUGCACUCGCCAUACUGCUCAGCCAAUACACCGGCGUUGCCGACAUAACCUUCGGCUCCGUCUUCUCUGGCCGCACCAUCGCUGUUCCAGACAUCGAGCGCGUAUUCGGCCCUUGUCUUGCAACUUUGCCGCUGCGCGUAGAUGUCGCAAGUGUGCGCACCUGUGGUGAUCUUCUCCGGACGAUCACCGAUCAGAAUCGCGCCAUCCAGGAAUUCGUUCUCACGCCACCCACGGCCAUCAAGCGCGCGGCGGGUGUCAGUCCGGGUAGCAGCCUCUUUGACACUUUAUUCGUGUGGCAGGAGAACAGCUUUGAAUCGGAGUCGGCUCAGAAAGUCAAAAUUGUCGACUCGGCAGAUCAAUUAGAAUUCAACCUCGUUUUGGAAUUCGAGCCUUUGGGCGACACACUCAAGGCUCGUGCGACUUAUCAAGCAAGUCUCAUCUCGCGAGAACAAGUCGACAUCCUUCUCGCGCAGAUCAAUGACCUUGUUGCAAGUCUCCUCAAACACACUGAUGACAGUAUCUCGACCAUCACCAGCACGCUUCCAGCUGAACUGCUCUCUAUUGCUAAUCCCGACUUUGAAAAUGUCGCUGAUGAGGCAUCCCUCGUACACAUGAUUGAGAAACAGGCUUCUUCCGUCCCUUCCGCCACGGCCAUUUCCUUUGCGCAAUCUCUCGAGCCUGGCAAGGCUGUGUUCAAAUCUAUCACCUUCGCCGAACUCGACGAGGCCGCCAACAAAGCUGCAAACGCCAUGAUCGUCGCCGGUCUUCGGCCGAAUGAUCUCGUUUGUGUCUGCAUGGAAAAGUCGAUCGAGAUGUAUGUUAUGUUCUUAGCUUCGCUCAAGGCUGGAGCGGGUUAUCUUCCCCUUGUGCCCGAGACGCCGCUUUCACGAGUCGAGAAUGUGCUCCAGCAAGCAAAACCUGCACUAUGUGUGGUUGAUGGCGGUUUGAUCCCUGACUUCAAAUCUGUUACGAGCAUCAAGGUCGUGGACAAGACUACGCUAGAACAAGGCAUUCAGAACGGCACUGCACCAGAUGUUCCCCAGGACCGCCAGAGGAUCGCAUAUGCAGUCUAUACUAGUGGGAGUACCGGCACGCCUAAGGGUGUUGCCGUGACUGUCGAGAACCUUCACGGGAACUUGGCGGUCCUGGCAGAGCUGUAUCAAACCAAGCCAGGCGAUCGACUACUACAGUCCUGCUCACAGGCCUUCGAUGUCAGCGUUUUUGAAAUCUUUUACGCCUUUUACAGCGGCCUCUGUCUCUGCUCCGCAGUCAAGGAUGUCAUUUUCCGUGACUUCGAACACAGCAUUCGCGCUUUUGGCGCCACUCAUCUCUCCCUGACCCCGACCGUCGCGGCCCUCGUCGACCCAGCCAACGUGCCCGAUGUGAAGUUCCUCGUCACCGCCGGAGAAGCUGUCACGGAAAGAGUUCACAAACUGUGGGCCGGGAAAGGCCUCAACCAGGGCUACGGUCCCUCGGAAACUACCAAUAUCUGCACCAUCAACAUGCGCGUCACUCCCGACGAUGUCCUGGGAAACAUCGGUCCGCCAUUUCGGAACACCUCCGCCUUUGUCCUCGCUCCCGAAGAAGACCCUUUGCGCAUCCUCCCUUCGGGCUGCUACGGAGAGUACGCCUUUGGUGGCGAACAGGUCUUCCGCGGGUACAUCGGCAUGGACAAGCUGAAUGCACAAAAGAUCAUCGAUCAUCCUACGUACGGCCGUGUCUAUCGUAGUGGAGACAUGGGUCGAAUUCUUCAUGACGGCACUCUGCUCAUCUCCGGCCGUUUGGACGAUCAAGUCAAGAUUCGCGGAAACCGCGUCGAGCUCGGCGAGAUCAGCGCCGUGGUAAUCAAGGAUGAGGCUGUGGCAGAUUGCGCAACGCUCAUGAUCGGAGAAAAGAGCGCCGAGCAGCUACUUGCGACGUUCUGGGUACCACGCGAGCAAGUAGCAAGGAACGAUUCAGGAAUCGCACCUAUCGUGGAUCAAGAUCCAAAGCGUAUCUCAGCACUAUUCACCCGUAUCGAAGAGACCCUACCCGCAUACAUGAUUCCCAGCGUUCUUCUCCCCAUCACCCGUCUCCCUCUCACAACCCAAGGCAAACUUGACAAACGCCUUCUCAAGAGCAUCUACAACGACCUAGAUAGCUCCACGAAGGAACUUUUCUCCCAUCAUUCCGAGGCCGCAGAUGACCAAGAGCCUUUGAACUCAACCGAGCAAAUCAUCGCAUCCGCACUCGCGGAUCUUCUCCAGAUUCCGGUAGCGAAUAUCAGCAGACACUCGUCUUUCUUCGGCCUCGGUCUGAACUCACUCAAUGCCAUUAGUCUGGCGCGAUCCCUCGAGCAGAAGUCUCAAGCACGUCUCGGUGUCUCGACUAUCAUGAAAAAUCCCAGCGCCGCUCGUCUUGCACAGUUCCUGCUCAAGAAGGAUGAACCUAGCUCUACGAAUGCUCAACCCGAUGUCGAUCUCUCAGAGCUCUACAACGCGGAAUUCAAGGACCGAAUCGCGGUUGAAUUUUCUGCCAGAAAGUCGAAAGUCGAGGCUAUUUGGCCUUGCACGCCGCUACAGGAAGCCAUGCUGUCGGCGAGCGUGACACAAGAAAAUGGAUCCUACUCCAACUCUGUGCGAUUGAAGAUUUCUGGAGAUUUGGAUCGCUUGAUCAAGGCUUGGGAGGAAGUUACCCAACGGCAUGCAAUUCUCCGCACGAGUUUCGUGGAGACGCAGUCUUCGGAAUAUCCGUAUGCUCAGAUCGUGCAGGACCGCAUCGCUACGCCUGUCGUUCUCGUCGACGGCACGAGCGUCAAGAGCAGCAGGGAUGUGACCAUCAGCCACGCUGAACCUUUCAAGAUUGUCGUCGACAGGAGAGAGCCUGGUGAGGUUGAUUUGUAUCUGCUCAUGCACCAUGCCAUCUAUGACGGUAUCUCGAUGGAGAAUCUGUACAAGGAAGUUCAGAACUUUUAUAACGACGGGACGACAUUAUCCGGUCCUGCUUCGUUUGCGCCGUUCCUCCAAGAGGUCAUCAAACACAACCAGGCGGGCUCCAUGGAUUUCUGGCGCAACAAAUUUGCGGACUUCACACCUCACUCCAUUCCUGCGAUUGAAGGCUCGGCUGGAAAGAAAGAGGACUGCAUUUUAUCUACCCUCAAAGCCACGCCUGCUGAUGUCAACACGUUCUGUGAACGUCACUCCGUGACCGUCCUGGGUGUCGUCCAAGCCGCAUGGAUCAAGACCCUUGCCUCCUUGCAGGAAAUCUCGGAUGUCUGCAUGGGAAAUGUCGUCAGCGGUCGCACCGUCGCUGUUGCAGACGUCGAGAAUCUGAUCGCGCCUUGCUUCAACACGAUUCCCUCAAGAGUGAACCUCGAGACUGUGCGCAGCAACAUCGAUCUCACCCGGCAUCUUCACCGUGCCAACGUCGAGGCAUCCUCCUUCCAGCUGACUGCGUUGAGGCGCAUCCAGAAGUUCUCUCAAAGCCCAGAAUUGCAUCUUUUCGAUACGCUGCUCUUGCUGCAGCCGCCUUCAACGUCAUUGGAUGGCUCUAUAUGGACUGUGCAGGACGAUGUUGGCUCCAUGGGUCUUCCACUUGUCGUUGAAAUUGUUCCUCACAAUGACCGCUUCGAUCUCAAACUCUACUUCCUUGACUCUAGAGUUUCUACAGCGCUAGCAAAUGAGAUCGGAGCCGCGUUCGAUGCAGCGCUCUCGUCAUCUCUCAGGUAUCCCUCGAGUCACCCGGAGCACUUCCUCGACUACGAUCGUGCAAACAUCGCUGGCAAAUUGGUACCUGUCAAGACCUCCAAUCCUGGUAACCAGAGCAAAACCUCGAGCGACGCAGAGCCAUGGACUGCCGAGGAAGAGAUCAUCCGUGCGAUCUUCGCCGAACUGGCACAGGUCGACAGAUCAAAAAUUUCGAAAUCUACAUCGCUGUAUCGACUCGGUCUUGACAGUUUGAACGCGGUGCAAGUCGCCUCCAAGAUGCGCAAGCAGAAAUUGAUGGUCGAUACCGCGGAUGUCAUGCGCCUGAUGACGCCGAUUGCUUUGGCUGAAUUUGUUUCUUCAGCUUCGAAAAAAGAUCAGAAUGAGCCGCAAGCCUCGAUCGAUCUUGUCGCUUUCGAGAAUAAGCACAAAGAGCACAUUCUCAGCAACGGUAACUUUGACAGUGUCAAUGUCGAAGCGAUUCGACCUUGCACCGCCGCGCAGAGUGGCAUGCUUUCGCAAUCUAUUCAAUCUAAUGGCAAGCUCUACAUCAACCACGUGGUCUACACUUUACCCGAAGACCACAAUCUUGACGAAGUUCGACUCGCAUGGGACCGUGUACAGCGCAAGCAUCAAGUGCUCCGUAUGGCAUUCCAACAGGUUGAAGACCCGCUUAGUCCUUUUGCAAUGGUCAUUCUGGACGAAGCGGCUUCCAAAAACGUUUUCACCGUCGAGGAAGAGGAUCGUUCUCUAGAAGACCUCACCAGCCAUACGAGCACCGACAUUGUCCAAAAUUUCGAUCUUCCUGCUUGGCGGGUCAAGCUUAUCAAAGGGGCCGGCCAGCAGUCGAAAAUGUGCCUCUCGAUCCACCAUGCACUAUACGAUGCUAAUUCGCUUCAAUUUAUUUUGUCUGACUUCGCAGCGGCGAUUGCAGGAGAGGAUGGCAGUCCGGCGACGACCAUUGAUACCGUCCUGGCUUAUAUCCUCGACGGGGCAACCAGAGCGCAAAAGGAUGAAGGGGCUUUCUGGAAGCAGAAGAUGGAGAAGGCUGCGAUCGCAAAAUUCCCAAGCCUGACCCCCACGGCCGUGACUGACGGCAAAACUGAAGUCGAGCAAAUCAUUUCAUCGGCCUCCUACGAUUCAAUCCUCGCCUUUUGCCGCAAAGAAGGAGCAACAUUACAGGCUCUAGGUCAAGGCCUGUGGGGCUCACUACUAGCGACUUACAUCGGCGAGCCUUCCGUCACGUUCGGCACAGUCCUCUCCGGCAACAACGACGACUCUAAGCCAGUCGCAUUCCCGACCAUCACCACCAUCCCCGUCGCCUGUAACACGAAUCAAGGACUUCUCGCCACAAUCCGUGACAUGGUAGCUUACAAUUCCGAGAUCCAACGAUAUCGAUUUACCCCUUUGGCGGAGAUCCAGCGACAUGCUGGACACUCCGGUCGGGCAUUGUUCGAUACAGUGUUUGUCUAUCAGAAGAGCGCAGAGGCCUCCUCUUCCUCUCACCAGCUGGACUGGCCGAUAUUGUAUGAGACUGCCGCGGUCGAUUAUACGGUCUCGUUGGAAUUGGAAGUCACUUCCAAUGGACAGGUUCAUUUCCGUCUCACGUUUGAUACUCGAGUAUUGCCGCAGGCUCAUGCUUCGCUCAUGCUUCGCCAGCUCGAUCAUAUCUUGGCCGAGGCUUUAGCGGAGAAGGAUAUUCCCGUGGAGUCAUUCAGUCCGCUACUCGCAGCACUACCGCCCAAGGAAAGAUCGAUUGAAACCCCCGUCAAAUUACUCCACGAGUUUGUCGAGUAUGCCGCCAGACAGCAUCCAGAAAAGCCCGCUCUGGAAUUUGUGUACUCCCUCGAAGAUCCAGGCACGCGAAAAGUCUGGACUUAUCGCGAACUUGACGAGCGCGGUAAUCAGAUUGCAAACAUGAUUCGCAAUUGGGGAAUUGGCUCGGGAAAUAUGAUCGCAGUGUGCAUGAGCAAGUCCCCUGAGGCGACUUUUGCAUUUCUGGGAAUCCUCAAGGCUGGUUGCGCAUUCCUUGCUAUGGACCCCGAUCUUCCCAUUGCUCGCAAGACUUUCAUUCUGGAGGAUUCGAAUGCGAAGGUUCUCUUUGUGGAUUCGGGUGCGACCAUGCCCGAAGCGCCUUCCACCACGAGAGUUGUGGAGUGCAUUGAAAGUACAAUCAUUCACGAGUCUCCGCUGUUGAGCGAGCCCGCUGGUAUCGAUCCAAGCGCUACUAGCUACUGCCUGUAUACUAGUGGUACAACGGGUACACCGAAGGGCUGCGAGUUGACUCACGAGAACGCCGUUCAGGCCAUGAUGUCUUUCCAAAGGCUUUUCGCGGGCCGAUGGACGGACUCCUCACGAUGGCUUCAAUUCGCCAGCUACUGGUUUGAUGUCUCUGUGCUAGAGCAGUUCUGGAGCUGGAGCGUCGGCAUCACAUUGGUCGGUGCGCCCCGGGAUCUUGUGCUUGAAGACCUCGCCGAGUUCAUCCGAACGGUGGAAAUCACUCACAUCGAUCUCACUCCGUCUUUGGCGCGUAUCCUUACGCCGGAAGAUGUCCCCUGUCUAUGCGGUGGCGUCUUCAUCACUGGCGGUGAAGCCCUCAAGCAGGAAAUUAUCGAUGCGUGGGGUCCUAAAGUCACUGUCUGCAACGGAUAUGGCCCCACUGAGGCGACUAUCGGUGUGACGAUGAACCCAUUUGUUGGCACUGACGCCAAACCUACCAACAUCGGACCUGCCUUCGAUAAUGUCGGCGCCUAUGUCUUCCGGCCCGAUACCGAUGAGCCAGUCUGGCGCGGUGCUGUCGGCGAGCUCUGUGUCUUUGGCAAACUUGUGGGCAAGGGCUAUCUUAACCGUCCGGAUCUCACGGCCAAGGCGUUUCCAUACCUUGAGCGACAUGGCGAACGCUUCUAUCGCACUGGUGAUCUUGUCCGAAUGCUUUCGGACGGCUCGUUUUCUUUCAUCGGCCGCAAGGAUACGCAGGCCAAACUUCGAGGGCAGCGACUGGAGAUUGAUGAGAUCGAUGCUGUCAUUCAGUCGUCCACCGAGGGCAUUUCUGAGGUUGCAUCACUCGUCAUCAAGGUCGGAGAGGCCAACCGGGAAACUCUAGUCUCGUUCAUUGUUCAUGAGGCUGAGAAGAGUCGUGAGCUACGUGUGCAAACUUCCGAACAUGCCUCGAAGCUUGUACAUGUAGCGGACCAGGCUUGCCGUGAUCACCUUCCCGGGUACAUGGUCCCCACGCACAUUCUUCCAAUUUCAAAAUUACCGCUCACCGUCAAUAACAAAGUCGACUCGAAGCGGCUGGUUGCGCUUUUCUCAGAGCUGACGCCGCGUGAUCUUCAAGGACUCAGGAACACUCCUACGGAAACUCGAGAACUCAAUACAGCUGAAAGGAAAUUGGCAAAUGUCCUCAGCCGAGUCCUCUCCGUAACUGCUUCCGAUAUGACGCCGCAAUCGAAUGUGUUUUCUCUUGGCUUGACUUCCGUGUCGGCCAUUUCGUUCGCCACGGCUUUGAAGCGUGGCGGAUUCGAAAACGCCAACGUUGCCACAGUCAUGAAAAGUCCUACUAUCGAACGACUGGCCAAUGCUUUGGCAAAUACUACAACCGAUGGCAAAGUAGAACUGAACGCCACCCAACAGGCCAAGCUGUCUAUCUCUGCCUUCUCGCAGCGCUAUCGCAAUGUCAUCGCUCGAUCCAUAUCAAGAAACUCAUCCGAUAUCGAGUCUAUCGCUCCGUGCACACCUUUACAAGCAGGUCUCCUGACCGAGUCCGCCAAGAACUCUGAGAGGCCGUACUAUAACAACUUCGCCUAUGACUUGAUCGACGUUGAUGCACAGAGACUGGAACAGGCGCUUGUUGAACUACAUGGCUCGACACCUAUCUUGAGGACAGUUUUUGUCCAGACUGAUGAGGGAUACGCUCAAGUUGUUCUACGGGAGAACGACUUCAAAAUUACUCGCCACGAAUUACAGCAAGAUGAUGACUUCGAGAAUUGGCACGGCGACCAUUUGGCUUUCUGGAAGUCGCAAGCAGAUCGACAAGACUUCAUCCAACCUUUUGAGGCUACACUGGUCCGAACUCCAUCAAAGCUUGUUCUAAUCUUCCAUGCUCAUCACUCCAUUUACGACGGCAUCUCAUGGGAACUCACGAUGGAUCACCUGGCAUCCUUUUACUUGGGGAAACCUAUGAGCCUCGGUCCUAACUUCAUCGAUGCGUUACCAUACGGACCCUUACUUCAACGAUCAGAUGCGAAACCAUUCUGGGCUGAUUACCUCAAAAAGGCUACAUUCACUGCACUGCCUCUUGCUUCGAGCUCCACGGCGAGCACUGGGGAUGUCGUGUGUCAAAAAGCGAUCUCGGGAGAUGCUGGGCUGGAACAGGCACGACGAAGUCUCGGAGUUUCACACCAAGCCAUCUUCCAAGCUGCCUUUGUGGUCGUUCUUCACCAAUUCUCCCCACACACUCGAACCUAUGGAAAUGUCCUAUCUGGUCGGUCCGUCGCUUUUGAAAACGCAGAUGUUGUCCUCGGGCCCAUGUUCAACACGGUGCCAUUUGUCGUCGAUCUUGACGCGAGCGAGGAUUGGACUCAACUGUUACAGCGCUGUCAUGAAAGAAACACUGCACUGUUGCCUUUUCAGCACUCAUCGUUGCGCGACAUCAAGAAAUUUUGCGGUCGCACACCAGCUGAUCCGGUAUUUGAUGUUCUGUUGGUCUGCCAGAGUGUUGAUAAUACUUCUGAGCGACUGUCAUCAAAAUACUUCAAGGUGAGGGACUCACAGGUGCAUGCCGAAUUCCCAAUGGCUUUCGAGGUGGAGUUCGACGAAGCGGGUUCUAUUAAUAUCACAGCUGCCACUGCAGGCAACGUCAAGGGAGAAAUAUCGCUGUCGCAAUUUGUGACGCAAUUCGAGGAAGUGCUCAAAGCCAUCGGAAGUGAUUCGAAGCAGCGUGUGGGUGACAAAUUCUCAAUUUCCACCACAGAGGAUCGCGUCGACAGUCGCCGUCUUUCCGAAGACGUCACGGAUAAUAACCAGGCCUCAGACUUCCAAUGGACCACAGAGGCCAGAAAGAUGCAAGAGAUCAUAUCAACCCUGGCCAACUGUGCUCCUGAUAGUGUCACUCCCGAGACUACAAUCUACACGCUAGGACUCGAUAGUAUCGACGCAGUCAAGCUCUCGUCCCGGUUCAAGCGCGCAGGUCUAGCACUACCGGUGAGCAAAAUCCUGCAAGCUCAGACACUACCCAAGAUGCUGGAGCUUGUUCAAACGAGAAGCAGCACCGGCACUCAAGUACAAGAAAAAAGCAUGUUGAGCACGCUUCAAUCGAAGCUUGAAGCUCUUCCAGAACUUGCCUCGCUACUAAAACGCGACGAUGUGGAGAGGAUUCUUCCAGCCACUCCUGCACAAGAAGGCAUGGUUGCAGAUAUGCUUCGAUCUGGUUUCGAACAGUAUUUCAACCAUGAUGUACUUCUCCUACAAGAAUCCGUCGAUAUGGAAAAGCUACGACAAGCGUGGGAGACUGUUCUCAAUGCAAGUCCCAUUUGGCGGACUUCCUUUAUCGAAAUCAGCAGCUCGGAACUAGACGUCGUAUAUGCACAAGUCGUGCACCGUCCGGUCAAGAUCAACUUACAGCCCAUGGACCUCAAAAAUGUGGAGGAGAUUCCACAGACUCUUGACCAGAUCAAGACAGAUUUCCAGGGGUCGAAUUUGGACAGCAGUCCUUUGCUAUGCCUGAGGCUUAUUAAGUGUGACGAUAAGCGUUACCUCAUUUUGUCCCUCGCGCAUGCCCUGUACGACGGCCAUAGUCUAUCUGCUCUGCAUGAAGAUGUGGCGAAAGCCUACUAUGGUGAGAUUGCUUCCCGACCGUCGUACGAUUCCACAAUCGAGGCCAGUCUUCAAGCAAAUGCUCCCGAGGCAAGACAAUUUUGGCAGACCUUAUUGAGUGACGCCAAACCAUGUUCAAUCGAGCGCAAGAAGGACGUAAUGCCCACUCGAACGUGCCGUGAAGAGCGAGUUUGCUCGACGACGGCCGAUUCCGCCCGUCAUCUUUGCCAGAAAUUGGGAGUUUCCAUGCAGACCUUGGCCCAGGCAACGUUCGCACUGCUUCUAGCUGGGCAUUCAAAGACACUCGAUGUGGUGUUCGGCAUUGUCCUGGGAUGUCGUGACAGCGAGGAGGCUGAAAGUGUCAUCUUCCCGACGAUGAACACUGUUCCACUCCGAAUUCUCCUGCACGGAUCAGGUUCAGAGAUCCUCCGACAUGUUCAGGGCAUUUCGAAUGACAUUCUACCGUUCCAAAGGACUCCACUUCGGACGAUCCAAGCGGCAAGCGCGAGCGUUGUGGAUUCACGAGCUGCUGAGGCUGGAGCUGGACUUUUCGAUGCGCUGUUUAUUUACCAGCAGACUGCAAGCCAAGAGAGCGAAGCUGAGCCGGAUCUUUACGAUUCGAUCGAUGGUGCUGCAGAGAUCGAGUAUCCGCUCGCUGUCGAGCUGCAGGUUGUUAAGCAACAAUUGAUCGUCCGCGUUGCCAGCAAGAAUAUCGUCCUGAGUGAGCAAGAGACUGCUCAUCUACUUGAGCAAUUCGAUAAUAUCUUGAGGUCACUCGUCGGUUCCCCUGAGCAAUCAGUCAUUGGCUUCUCUGGGGAUGAGGUUUCUAUCCUCGGUAUGCCGGCUUUCAAGCUCUACCAGACAGAACCCAGCGCUCCUCAGGAAGAAGUCGAAGGAGAUGUCUCGGGUGAGGAGGACAAUGAGAAUCCCACGAUGGACACGAUUUGCAAGGUAAUCUCCGAGGUUGCAAAAUUAGACACGACAAUGAGUCGCGAUACCGCUUUCGACAGCAUCGGAAUCGACUCCAUCUCCGCAAUCAAAGUCAGCAGCCUUCUGCGCAAACAAGAUGUCAAGAUCUCCGUCAGUCAGAUGCUCAAAGCGAAAACGCCACGACGUAUGGCGGAAGCGAUCCAAGCACAGAGUAGCAGCGUUUCGACUGAACAGAAUAUAUACUCGAAGGAUGUCAUUGCAACAGCUGUCAAGAAUAUUCAUGUUGCCAAUAUCUCCAACAAAGCACAAGUCCCACAAUCCACCAUCGAGUCCAUUCUACCUGCAACAGCUGGGCAGGUUUACAUGCUCAAUCUCUGGCGCGCGACCGGCGGUCAGCUUUUCUAUCCGACAUUCAAGUUCCACGUGAAGACCCAGCGAUCGGCGGAAGAAGUUCGCACAGCCUGGAAUCGCCUCGUCAAGCAACAGGCCAUUCUUCGAACCAUCUUCGUCCAGUCUGACAAUACUUCUGUCCCUGUACUUCAGGUUGUCCUCAAGGAGGGAACACAGAGCUUCUCGGUGGCAGGCGAGAAGACCGACAUGACAUCGAAUCAGGAACAACAGCAACAACAAUGUUAUGCAUCUCUGCAUGCCACGCGCGUCUCCGAUGGUUAUGAUGUGGAUUUGAAGAUCCACCAUGCGCUCUACGAUGCCGUCUCAUUGCCACUCCUGCUCCAGAGUCUUCAAAAUCUUCUGGACAAGCUCCCUACACCUUUACCCAGCAUUGGAGCCGAGGACUUCCUCGCCCUUCCCCUAACGAGAGAGGCUCAACUUUCACGCAAGAAAUUCUGGACGUCGUACUUCAGCGACCUGAAGCCCAUAAUUUCGCAGCAACCCACGCAACAACAAGGUGCACAGAACAAAGUGGAGAUCUUCCAGCCACGACUCACAGCCUCUUGCGGCAAACUCGAGACCCUCGCGCGUCAGAACAACAUCAGCAUCCAAUCGAUCCUCUUCGCCACCUACGCCAAACUCCACGCCCAGCGUCUGACCACCGGCGAGCGGCGCGGAUCCACCGAUGCCACGGAUCUCGUGCUGGGCAUCUAUCUAUCCAACCGCGGCCAUCUGCCCGACCUCGACCAAUUGGCGUACCCCACCCUCAACCUGGUCCCUCUCUGCAUCCGAAAUGUCGUCCAAUCCGACCUCAUGGAAGUGGCACGACAGAUCUCCUCCGGCCUCGCGCAGAUCGGAACCGUAGAGAAUUCCACCACGGCGUUGUGGGAGAUUGAACAAUGGACGGGAAUCCAAGUCGAUCUGUUCCUGAAUUAUUUGAAACUUCCCGAGCGAUCCUCGCAGGGAGAUGGGGACAGCGAUGCGGAGUCACGCUCGCAGAUCUCGGAAGUCGACGGCGAGAGACGCAUGCCUCGGAGUCGUCUCGAGAAGGUCGAGUCGUCUCACCAGGACAGCACAACCUCUGCUGCUGCUGCAACUGCUACUGCUACCACUACCCGCGAAACAUUCCAUACCGGAAAGGCAUAUCAGCAUGCCAUCGAUAUCGAGAUGACGAUCACAGAUGAUGGGGGAUUGGACUUUGGUCUGUUCGCGCCGCAGGAAAUGCUGGGGCUCGACGAAGGAGAGGCAUUGAUCGCCGGAGUCAAGGAGGAAUUGGAGAAGCUCGUUUAAUGUCUGAUUUUUUGAUGUCUGAUGUUUGAUGUUUGAUGUUUGAUGUUUGAUGUUUGGUUCCUAAUUUGAUGAUAAUCAACGGGUUCUAUUUCCCUCUGGCGCUGGUGUUUUCCCAAACGCUACUUGUGUUCCGGGCCCGAACGAAACACGUCGCGAGUGUGUCGCGAUCAUAUUAUCAUCUUGGUCG